This is a messenger RNA of Poecilia latipinna (sailfin molly), 1323 nucleotides long. Its product is annotated as protein Wiz-like. Gene Ontology annotation, biological process: regulation of transcription by RNA polymerase II. Lineage: Eukaryota; Metazoa; Chordata; Actinopteri; Cyprinodontiformes; Poeciliidae. The record is from RefSeq and is a predicted model, not a curated record. The transcript is spliced from 3 exons. Gene Ontology annotation, cellular component: nucleus. Gene Ontology annotation, molecular function: DNA-binding transcription factor activity, RNA polymerase II-specific; RNA polymerase II cis-regulatory region sequence-specific DNA binding. The coding region runs from base 587 to 1012 and encodes 141 amino acids.
CCACUGAAGAAGACAUGAGCACAACUUCCUUCUCCGCGAAAUGUAAAUAAAACUGGAAUGCCGUCAGAUUUUAGCGAUCAUAUUAUUUCUCAUUUGUCUUCAGAAAAAAGAUUAUUAGCCACUUGCCCCUCUAAGGCUAGACUCUCACCUUGGUUUUGGUUGUAUUUACCCAGAAUGCCCUGCGCUGUAGUCUGCUUCCUGCUUUUGUAGUGGUGUCUCUGGUCUGGUAGGCAUUCACAUAUAGAUUUGAACUCCGCCAGAGUUCACUUUAACUGAACCGAUACCUAAGUUUGUAGUCGGAUUAGAGUUUGCUUUUCUGGGCCGCAGCAGAGUUCGAUUGCACAUCCCCGCCUCCCCAAUCUAACCGGACUUUGUAGACAAACGAACCAAAGUUUAUUUAACACGAACUUAACAAGACUGGUGUGAAUGCACCCUAAAAGAUCUUAAAAAGCAAUACCUCACCCUCUGAUUUACAAUAAAAAUGUAGAGAUGAUUAGAAACCAACCAGAUUUUAAGUUUUUAUUGGGCCAUUAACUUCCUUUCGUUUCUCUUCUUUUAGUCUCAGAGAUCUGCUUCUUUGGCCUCGAUGUCUAUGAAUUCUGACGCGUCGCCGAGCAGCAGCCACAACUCGUCUCUGCACCACCCUGAGCACAAAGCAAGCAGGAAGGAUCACGGCAUCCGAACAGCGAGGGGGGUCCACGCCCCUCAACACGGAGUCUCCUCAGGGGAUGAAAAUCGCCACUCUCACUCCCGGCAGCCGUCUCGGGCGGGCAGCAUCCCUGCUCUGCUGCCGAAGCCGCCUCUGACUCCGCUGGUCAAACUGGUGGGUAAAAUCUACUCCCUCAAAUGCAGGUUCUGCGACGAAGUGUUUCACGGGCCUCUGUCCGUUCAAGAGAAGUGGAUCACACACCUGCAGAAACACAUCCUGUCUCUGGGCUACAAGGGCAAAGAGGCUCCUUCUUCUCCAGCCGCUCCGUCUGCUCCAGCACUUGUCCAUCCGGUGGCCGUAUGAACUGACAAGUGUUCCCCAGACUCCACGAAGGAACAACCGUCUUUUUAAAUGUCUUCAUUUAAAAAAAGAAAAGAAAACUUGUUCCCUUCUCGUCCAUGGGAGGGCAGACAUGAGCCGUGAGAGAGAGCAGCGGCUCUGUGUAACCCACUCAGGAAACAUCCACUCUUCAUACACGGUUCUGAUCACAGAGCUUCCUCCACCUGCUCAGAAGAUUAGGGUUAGGAGAAGAUUUUUUUUUUUUGAGCAAAUCGCAUUUCUUUAUUUUGUAUGUUUUCUACUUUCUGAUCUAAAUCACAUUUUUAUUGAAUACU